GUUAAAUUAUAGUGUAAAUGGCGGAUCUAAAUGCAUUCCAUAUCAUCUUCUGUGCAAACUCGCCAGUCGAUUUACCAAACUCUUGCGGAUUCGACAAGUUACCACAAUUACACGUGCUUUCAAAGUGUGUAAAAGAACUGCGGGUUUAUUUGUGCGAUCGCUGCCUUGAUCCGUAAUGGGCGAAAUCAGGAAAUAUGCUUUUUUGCUUUCCACUAACAAAUAAGUUUCAUCUAUAUAAUAUAGUCAACCGGAUCUUCUCAGUUAAAUUCACUUUUAGUCGUUUUUCGAUUAACAUGCCCAUCAUACCUUUACAGCGUUCGUACAAGUACAUGAUGUACGCCACCAAGCAACCCUCAUUAAGAAUAAAUCAGGCAGAUCUCGAAUGCAAAGCUGGAUGCGGGUUUUAUGGCAACGCGGAUUGGGAUGGUUAUUGCUCAAAAUGUUACCGAAAUCAGAUGGAGAGGGAGAGACAACAGAAAUCUCGAGAUGAACCGUACAAGGGCCAUGUGUCAGGUUUCAGUAAAUUUGAAGAGAAAAAACGUCAACAGACUGACAAGAAAACAAAGUAUUUGAAAAGCUUACCAGUUUUUCGGAAAGCUUCUAGUACCAAAGACUCUGGAAAGCCUGAAAAGUAUGUGAGUAUUAGACAGUCCAAUCCAGAUGCAGAGAAACUAGCGGCAGAGUUUUUUAAAGAUUACGGAGCGUUGGAUGAACACUUGACCAAAGAUUUCUUUAAAUGUGUUAGGUCUUUCACAACAAAAAUUCAAAACGAGAUUGAAGCAAAACCUAUUGAAGAAAUUGCCGAAAUGGCACAAACAUAUUACAAUUUGUACGAGUCCAGGGUUAACUCAUAUCCAAUAAAUGCAGAAGUGAAAACGCAGCUAGUCAACUUCUUUGAACGAUACGGCAUGGUUGUUUUAUACAGUUGGUUAUUUUGCCCGCAAACAACUAAUGACGAGGAAAAAGAUCUGUCCAUACAAGAUAGGAUACGAAAACUUACCUGGGUUAAUGCUCAUCAUUUGGAUUGCUGUAUAAGCGAAACCAGCCUGGAAGUAAGAGAUUUAGUAUAUACGGCAAUAAACGAUUUAUUGGGUAUGGAUUCUAUGAAAGCUCCUCAGGAAAAGUUAGAAUGUGUCGUUAAAUGUUGUAGAAGUGUUGUCGAAGUCCUCCAGCAUUGUCAAGGAGGUCCCGUGAGCGCUGAUGAGUUUUUGCCUGCUCUAAUAUUUGUGGUACUUAAAGCGAAUCCUGCGAGACUUAAAAGUAAUAUUUUGUAUGUUACAAGAUUUUGUAAGGAUUCAAGAUUAAUGCAAGGAGAAGCUGGAUACUAUUUUACAAAUUUAUGCUGCGCUGUUUCCUUUAUCGAAAACUUAACAGCCGAUUCUCUGAAUAUGCCGGAACAAGAAUUCGACGCAUAUAUGUCGGGCAAAGUAACAACGAUUAGCGCCUGGGAGUCGGCGUUGGUCGCCUGUGAAGGUAUGCAUCAACUUUGUGAGCAUUUGGCAUUAUUAAAUAAUUUGAAGGAACGAAACAACCUUGUGCAGGAGGAGAAAAGGAAACUGAUGGACGAAAUGAAAAGUUUGAAGGAUGAAAUUAACCAAGGAGUUUCUUCACUGCUAGAAAGAACCCCGUUUGUUAUUAAACCAAGAAAAUUACCCGAAGCCAUCACUGCCGGGGUUCAAAAGACAAAUAAACCUACUGGCACGUUAAUGUCAAACAUUGCGCUUGCAAGUCGGAACGACCAAAAAAAGUCUAAUUUGAAUCUCGAUAUAAUGCCCUUUAUGUCAUUCCCCGACGGACUCAACCAGUCAAAAGUUUCUGGCCUCGUAAAUUCCGCUAACAGCAAACAUUCCGUUGAUGGUAUGACGCCCGACGACAACAGCUCACUGGGUCUCUCCAAAAUCAAUUACGAUAUUGAUCUAUCAGACCUAAGCGCUGAUAACAGCAUAGCUGAUUUACUUACACCCGAAAAAAGAUCAUCGCCGACACCCAGCUUUACUCCGGACCCGUUUAGCCCUUUGGCAACUUCUUGUAAUAUCACAGAGUCUCCCCUGAUGCCUUCCUCCGCGCCUAUCCAAAUAGCAGUUGAUGUAAAAACCACAACGAAGGAAGAUUUUGUUUUGCCAUUUUUGCAGGACAUUCCUGAUGUUAAGUCGGAGGAGACAUUAAUAGAUAGGAUUGACGAGACACCUAUAAUUAACUUGCCUCUUCCGCUUAAUCCCAGCAAGCCGGAGUAUUCCGGCUUUUCCACGCAAGGAUGGCAGAUACCAAGCAUUCCAUGCAACACUGGAGACUUACAUUCGUUGGAUAGUAUACAAGACCCCGGUACAUUAUCAGAAAGCAAAGAGUAAAAUUGUGACAUGUGGCUUUGUUACUCCAUAAUUCGGAGUUGUUGUUAUUUGUGUUUAUUUAUUUCGGUAAUUGUCUUUUUGUUGAAGUGUCAUUUAAUUUCACACGAUUUGACGAAACAAAUUACGCGCUUCGGGAUUUUGUUAUGCUUCGGCAGAGUAAUUUUUUUCUUUAAUCAAGACGCUGUUAGCGGCUUUUUUGUUUCUGUUUCUGCAUACUGCUGUUAAAAUAUGUGGUUUAAUGAAUAAAAAUG
This is a messenger RNA of Cylas formicarius (sweet potato weevil), 2599 nucleotides long. RefSeq names its product rab5 GDP/GTP exchange factor (gene Rabex-5). Gene Ontology annotation, biological process: vesicle-mediated transport. The coding region runs from base 195 to 2348 and encodes 717 amino acids. Gene Ontology annotation, cellular component: cytosol; endocytic vesicle. Gene Ontology annotation, molecular function: zinc ion binding; small GTPase binding; DNA binding. The record is from RefSeq and is a predicted model, not a curated record. NCBI's taxonomy places the organism in Eukaryota, Metazoa, Arthropoda, Insecta, Coleoptera, Brentidae. The transcript is spliced from 7 exons.